Molecule: messenger RNA, 1704 nt
Organism: Blumeria graminis f. sp. triticale
Lineage: Eukaryota; Fungi; Ascomycota; Leotiomycetes; Helotiales; Erysiphaceae
Source: the annotation of a GenBank genome assembly
AUGUCGUCACGUUGUUCUCAGCACUUGCGUACGAAGAUCGCGAAAAAGGGUGAUAGGCAAUCAGAAGACUUCAAAUCCCAAAAUUUCUCAUCAAUUCAGCCUGAUCAGGCUGACAUACUUCCAAGACAUGUAACGCUGGAUUUAAUAAGGGGUCUUUACAUGAAAGAAUUCAAACGAUAUUAUGGUACUGAAUCAGUCACAGUCCUUAGUGCCGCCAUAAUCGAACGCUUCGUCUCACUACAGAUGCAAGUAGAUUCAAAAGCAUCAAAGAAACUUUCAAAGAAAAGACUAUCAAGAAAAAUCGUCACCCAUCAUGGCCAAAAGACUGAGCCAAGACCAAAGAUUCAGGAAUGGAUGAUGAAUGAUAAUUCGCUAAAGUUGCCCUCACGCUUUGUGGAAGUUGUUCGGGACGCACAGUUUAGGGAUAUAACGGAGCCAUUAUCACGCGAUGAUCUGGUGACCAAAAUUUUAAAGACGAGCAAUAAACAUCACUCCAAUGAAAAUAUUACCAAAUGUAGUAAAAUUCGGUCUCUACACGCACAACACAACUGGAGAAAAGUCAGACUAAUUAUGCGCCGAGCUGUAGGCAAUGAAGACUCUAGCAUCAACCAGUUUCAAAAGAGGAUCAGCAGCACAGCUGCUAAAAUGUACCCCGAGCGGUCCCAUAAAAAGAUGGCGCCAAAGAAAGAGGUACGGAAGAUGGGUAGGAUAAUGGACCUUCGUUACUUUCUUGAAAUGAUUGACAUCAAACAUCGAUACGGUCCAAACCUUCGAAUCUACCAUGAAGAAUGGAAAAAGAGUGAAACACGCGAAAACUUCUUUUAUUGGUUGGACCACGGCGAAGGACUACACAUUGAUUUUCAAGUCUGCUCGCGCGCAAAACUUGAGCGAGAACGCGUGCGCUAUUUGACAACAGAAGAGCGUCGUAAAUAUCUCGUUAUCAUUGAUGGAGAUGGCCGACUAUGUUGGGCCAAAAAUGGUACCCCGAUAGAUACCUCUGAGAAUUAUCAAGAUUCUAUCCAUGGCAUUAUACCUAUCACUGAUUCCAUCCUAUGUCCUGAAUUUUCCGAGAUAGAAUCUUUAUCCAAAAUACAAAAACAGCCUAAAGCUUAUUACACCACCAAUAAUUACUCCGCUUCCUCUUCAAUUUCCUCAGUAUCAUGUUCUGAUCUGAAAUAUGGAUGUAAGGUUGCUUACGAUACUAUUGGAGUGCCUCCUGCGCCUGAAGAUACACACGAUGUGAAGAGAAUCCACCAUGUCAGCAAGGCAACAAUAAUUGAUCGGCUUUUGCGUGGUAGUGUCCAAAAAAAUACAUGGAUCUUCGUCGUAGACAGUAGCUUUCGGCUAUAUGUGGGCAUCAAACAAAGUGGUAUUUUUCAGCAUAGCAGUUUCUCGCGUGGGUGCAGAAUUAGUGCUGCGGGCGGAAUAAAAAUAAAGAAUGGGCGCUUAACCUCGCUAAGUCCUCUAAGUGGGCACUAUCGACCACCGGUUGCUAACUUUCGCGCCUUUGUCCAAGCCCUUCAAGAGGCUGGUGCUGACGUUUCUCAUCUUUCUAUCUCACGCGCCUAUACCAUUCUAGUUGGUUUUGAGACCUAUAAGAAAACACGUCAAACGGCAAAGCAUUAUCUAGAUCAGAUUUCCAUGAAACGAAAUAAGCCGGCAACUUUACAGAUUUCUACAAAGAGGGAAAAGUGCCAGCGAUGA